Molecule: messenger RNA, 2634 nt
Organism: Triticum turgidum subsp. durum (durum wheat)
Lineage: Eukaryota; Viridiplantae; Streptophyta; Magnoliopsida; Poales; Poaceae
Source: the annotation of a GenBank genome assembly
AUGGGCUGCUACUUGUCAUGGGGAUGCGUGUUCUUGGUCGUGUGUGUUGUGCACUCCAUGUUUCUGAGUUCUUCAGGCUGUUUCAUGGAGGAAAGGGCGGCCCUCAUGGAGAUUAGCUCUUGGUUCAUGAGCGCAAAGUCCGAGGUUCCCAGUUCGUGGGGACACGGUGAUGACUGUUGCUCGUGGGAAAGGAUCACGUGCGACAAUAGCACGCGGCGAAUAUUGCGUCUCGACCUUCACUAUAUCUACCAGUCAAUCCCUAUCCAUAAUAGUGAUGGCUCUACAUCAAUUGGACCUAUGGAAGCUGCAUGCUGGAACUUGAACUUGGCAAUCUUUUCUUCGUUUCGAGAGCUUCAGCUGUUGGAUUUCUCUCGAAAUUUCGCUUGUUUACAAAAUUUCGACGGUCUCCAAGGAUUGAGUAAGCUCAAGUAUCUCAACCUCAGUGAUAACACUUUCAUAGGGAGUAUCCCAGGAUCAGUCAGUAAAUUAGUUUCACUGGAGGUCAUAAAUCUCAGCAAAAAUAACAUGAGUGGGGCGCUAGAGAAUACAGGUUUAAAAAAUCUCCUGAAUCUGCGAGGAUUGCAUUUUGGAUCCAAUCAAUUGAGUGGUAGCCUCCCAGCAUCCAUAUUUGCACUUUCAUGCCUUGAGUACCUGGAUCUUUCAGAAAACCUCUUUCAAGGAUAUAUACCUAUAAACUCUUCUUGGAAGUGUCCUUCGUCGCUUCAAACUAUCAGGUUAUCUGAAAAUAUGCUAAGCGGUAAAUUCGAUUUCUUCUGGCUGAGAAACUGUACCAACCUCAAACACAUAGAUCUCUCCAGGAAUACUGAUUUGGUUAUUCAAACGAAACUGCAUGGUUGGGUACCCAAAUUUGAAUUGAAAGCACUAAUUCUCUCUUGGUGUAACCUUGAUAAAAGCAUGCUUACAGAGCCACAUUUCCUACGCACACAGCAUCAUCUCGAAUUUCUUGAUUUGUCCAACAAUGAUUUGCCAGGAAGCAUGCCCAAUUUUCUGUUCACAAAUGAAGCGACACUAGUUUACCUAGAUCUUUCAAAUAACUCAUUAGUUGGAUCACUAUACCCUAUUUGGCAAAACCAAACUGAUCUUCUAGUAGUGAACAUAUCUCUGAACCGUAUUGAAGGACAGCUGCCGGCCAAUAUCAGUUCAAUGUUUCCCAAUCUGUGGAUUCUCGAUGUUUCUCAUAAUAAUAUGUCUGGAGUUGUGCCAUCUUCGUUGUGCACCAUCGGCAGGAUUGAAAUCAUGGACCUAUCAAAUAACAACUUUGUAGGACAGGUACCAUCUUGCUUGUUCACGAACUGUUCUGCAUUGAAUAUAUUGAAGCUCUCAAACAAUAAUCUCGGGGGCAUGAUACUUGACGGGGCUAGUAACUUGUCAUUUGUGUUGGAAAUAUACCUAGACAACAACAAAUUUGAAGGGACUCUUCCUAGAAAUCUGUCUGGUAAUGUCCGAGUCAUGGAUCUACAUGGUAACAAGAUGUCCGGAGAACUAGACAUUUCAUUAUGGAAUCUUCCUUUAUUGGAAGCUUUGAGCCUUGCUAGAAAUAGUUUAAGUGGUUACAUUCAUCCCGAAAUUUGUAAAUUAACAAAUCUCCGACUGCUAGAUCUAUCUGAAAACUAUUUUUUCGGGCUUAUACCACACUGCAGCAGUACAUUACCACUCCGAUUUCUGAGUAUAUCUGGGAAUUCACUGUCAGGCACCCCGGAUGCAUUUUUCAACAGCUCCUUCAUUACAGCUUUGGAUCUCAGCCGUAAUCAGUUCACAGGCAACCUUGAGUGGGCACGAUAUCUUUCUGAAAUCAAUCUACUUUUGUUAGGCAGAAAUGAGUUUGAGGGACAGAUCUCUUCAAAUAUAUGUUGUCUCCAACACUUGAGUAUAAUUGACAUCUCUCACAACAGACUCUCAGGUUCUGUACCACCGUGUCUUGGUGGCAUUCCAUUUGAAGACCCCGAAGCUUAUGAAUACUUUUGGCCGACAACCAGUGGUAAUGUAUUUGGAGGUUGGUUUGGUGCGUUUGAAGAUUUGGGCUUCUCAUAUAACAGCCAUUAUGUCCUCGGAGGUUUCACCUUCACAACUAAAGGGAUUCCAUACACAUAUGGACGUAACUUCUUCAUGUCGAUGUCUGGCAUUGACUUAUCAGCAAACAUGUUGUCAGGUGAAAUUCCAUGGGAGAUAGGGAAUUUAAGCCAUAUCAAGUCUCUCAAUCUGUCAAAUAAUUUAUUGACUGGACCAAUUCCUGCAAGCUUUGCAAAUAUGAGUGAGAUCGAAAGUUUAGAUCUAUCAGGAAACAGGUUGAAUGGAUUGAUACCAUGGCAGUUAACUCGGCUAUCAUCACUAGGUAUGUUCUCUGUGGCGUACAACAACUUAUCGGGAUGUCUACCAGCCACCGGUCAGUUGAGCACAUUUGAUAUUGACAGCUACAGAGGGAACAAAAACCUUAGAUCAUGCAAUUCUAGUUCAGGCCCCGUGGCAUGGAAGGACAUGGCAGGAAAUGCGCCAGAUGAUUCGGACCCAAUACUGUACAUAAUAAGUGCCAUCUCGUUCGUGUUGGCAUUUUGGUUCACUGUCACAUUUGUAUUUUGUCAUUCCUUCGGACAGCGUGUUGUACUCAAACUGUAA